CCUUUCCAACCCCUUCAUAAACCCUAAUUACCUUCUCGUCUUUCUCUCCUCCUCUGGUGUUGCCCCAAAAAGAGAGACAGAGAUGGGAGGGUCAAGAAGGAAAUACAAGAAUUCAAGGCCAAAAGUACGAGUGGGUCUCCCAAAGAAAAACCCUAACGUGUUCAAGCCAGCCUUCAAUCUCCCUCCAAAGCUUCGCUCCCUUGCUGGCGCCGACAUCUCCAAAUGGGACGAUAAGGCCAGUGUUAUCCAAAACUACAAGUCUUUUGGUGUCGUUUCAAACCCCAACUUUCUAGGCGUCAGGUCCCGUACUUCUCAUAUCAUUGAGACCGAAUCGCUCCAAGUCGCUCCAUCCCAGGAACAAGUGGAUGAUGGGUCCGCAGAUGAGCUUGAACCCAUUGAUUCUGGAAGCGACCUCGAAGAAGAUGAUUUGAAAUCUGCUCUAGGGAAGAAGCGGAGAGACGGAGAACAUGCACCUUUGCAACCAUUGACCAAAAUGCAGCGUGUUCAUAUCGGUCAGCUUGUUGAGAAAUAUGGAGAUGAUGACUAUAGGAGGAUGUUUAUGGACACGAAGCUAAAUGCCAUGCAGCAUUCAGUUGCAACUCUAGAGAAGUUGUGCAAAAGAUACCAUAUGCAUAAAGAUAGAAAUCCUCUGAUAAGGAGCAUUCAAACUCGUUGAAGUGAGGUCUCGUCUGUUACCUAUUUUAAUGUCUGUUAUCUUGAUUGUUAUAUGGCUAGCCAAACCAAGUUUUGUCCAGGAAUUAUCUGGUGUUUGCAUCUUUUGCUUCUCAAAACUACUAAAUAUUCGAGAAA
Populus nigra (black poplar) is the source of this 810-nucleotide messenger RNA. RefSeq lists its product as uncharacterized. Bases 83 to 676 code for a protein of 197 amino acids. The record is from RefSeq and is a predicted model, not a curated record. Gene Ontology annotation, biological process: ribosomal large subunit biogenesis. Gene Ontology annotation, cellular component: nucleolus. NCBI's taxonomy places the organism in Eukaryota, Viridiplantae, Streptophyta, Magnoliopsida, Malpighiales, Salicaceae. The transcript has 3 exons.